AUGAACUCUUAUGACCUCUCAAGUCCUACUAAUUUUAAGAUAAAGAUAUGUUAUGGAAAUAUGGCUUUAUUGUACCAUGGUCUUAAUCAAACAGAACUUGCCCUGCGGCACAUGUCACGGGCAUUACUUCUGUUGAGUUUGUCAUCUGGCCCAGAUCACCCAGAUGUUGCUGCAACUUUUAUAAAUGUUGCAAUGAUGUAUCAAGAUAUUGGAAAGAUGGAUACAGCCCUCCGUUAUUUGCAAGAAGCCUUGAAAAAGAACGAAAGACUGCUGGGAGAGGAACACAUUCAGACUGCGCAUGAGAAGAAAACAUAUGAUAUUCUCAUCAAACAACUUGGAGAGGAUGACUCUAGGACACAGGAUUCUCAAAACUGGAUGAAAACAUUUAAGAUGCGUGAGAUGCAGAUGAACGCACACAAGCAGAAAGGCAAAGCUUUAAAUGCUGCUUUUGCUCAAAUGGCUAUUGAUAUUCAAAAGGCUCAUCCUGAUCUAAUACAUGCUUUUCAAGUGGCUGCUGCUUCAAACAAACCGGGCCAUACGAAUGUUGGUAGUGAAGCACUUCCCCGAGGGCGGGGUGUAGAUGAAAGAGCCGCUCGAGCUGCUGCGGAGGCUUUACCACCCCUUACCCAGCUUCUUAAUAUCAUAAACUCCGGAAUGACACCUGAUGGAGUGAACAAUGAGGUGACUGAUGGAGAGAAAAAGGAAUCAAAUGGACAUGCUUCAAAUGGACCACAAUUUCCCGAAGAUGACCAAUCCAAACCCGUUCAACAGGAUCAGACUCCAGCCGGAUUAGGCUCCGCCUUGGCUGCAUUGGAUCCAAAAAUGCAGAAAACAAAAGCCAAAGCCACCGCGUCUUGA
Fraxinus pennsylvanica is the source of this 858-nucleotide messenger RNA. NCBI's taxonomy places the organism in Eukaryota, Viridiplantae, Streptophyta, Magnoliopsida, Lamiales, Oleaceae. The record is from the annotation of a GenBank genome assembly.